Messenger RNA from Podarcis lilfordi (Lilford's wall lizard), 28171 nucleotides. NCBI's taxonomy places the organism in Eukaryota, Metazoa, Chordata, Lepidosauria, Squamata, Lacertidae. The record is from the annotation of a GenBank genome assembly.
GGGCACAGCCAAUUUUAGAAAUGGGCGGGAGCAUUUUGUCCGGGGGUUCCUAUCCUUUGGAAAGGGCGAUCCUGUCUUUGCAUAAUAAUAUUUGCGCUUUAUAAUGAUCGCGGUGGCAGGUGGACUCGAGCGCCGCCUUUAGAGCGGAAUCCCAAACGCCUCUCUCGUUCCUGGGGAGUAAAUGUCACUUAGUCCCAUCGGAGCUGCCGGGAUCCGAUGCACCGCUUACCCGGGAGUAAGCCCCGUUGGAACACAGCGGGGUUUGCGCUUGAGUAAACCUGCGCUGUGAGUCCGCUUCGACUCGCAGCUUUAUGCAAUUCGCCCACGCCCUUAGCGCUAUUGUAUUUGUUGUAUCCGGCCCUCCUUUUUGUUUGCUUUACACGUUAUGUUUUUGUAAAAAAGAAAGUCUAGUGAUUUGCUGAGUCAUACCGAGCUUGCUCUUUUCCCCAGCACUUCAGCAAGCAGCGUUUUCUGCCGGGUUUGUCCAUCUCAGAUCGGGGAGAAGGUAGGGAGCCGAUAGUGGAGAAGAAGAAAGGGAACAGCUGCGGGACCAUGAUAAAGGUCACUUUAUUUGUAGGAGGGAGGGAAUUAAGAAAGCAAAGCAAACUUCUGAUGGGCAUAUUAGCAAAGGGGAGCAAAGAAACUCUGCGAUCCUAUGCAUGUCCUCCUCAGGGGUAAGUCCCGGUGAGAUCCGUAGGGCUAGCUCUUUAGGUAAAGUGCAUAGGAUUGCCAGCUUAAAACCAUUGACUAGUUGAAAAGAAAACCCAUUUGCUAAAGGGAGCGUGUCGCCCCUUUGCCUGACUCUGAUGCCUUCCGGCUCAGAGAGAGAGAUUGUGGCUGGACGUUAUUUAAGACGCACGUCUUCUUUUGGGCAGGUGGUGUGAGGUUUCUUUUUAGGACUCGGUGCUGUUUCCCCAAGGAUGGCUGCGACGGCGAGGAAAGUUGUCAAAACCGUGCUGAGCAGGGAACAGGCGGAAGGAGUUGGCGCUCGGGUUCGCAGAAGCAUUGGGAGGCCUGAGGUAAGGCGCUGGUUGUUUCUGUUUCAUAUGAUGCCCUAAUCCAGCCUUGGCCAGCUUGGUGCUCACCAGUCAUUUCGGACUAAAACUCCCAUCAACCUAGCCAGCUCCUGGUCAUCCAAAAUUGUCAUGCCUAUGUGGUGUUAAGGGGUGGCUAAGGGUACCUGAGCUCCAGAUAUUUUGUGUCACCCCCUUCCCUCAUUGCCUAUCCCUUUCCAUUCCUCUUUUACACACACACACACACACACACACACACACACUAUAUAUAUAUAUAAACUAACCUUAGAGCAGUGGUACCCAACCUUUUUUUGGCCAUGCCCCACCUAAGCAUCUCUAAACUCCUGAUGCCCCCUCCCUGUGACAUAUAAUUCUUAUUAUUCAAAAAGUGAACUAUAAUUGUUGAGGAAGCCUAAAAGGCCAUUAACUGUUAAUAACUCAUUCUCAAAUUGCCCCCUUUAAAAAUCAAAUUGCCCUACUGUGGGUUGUGUGCCCCACAUUGGGAACCACGGCCUUAGAGGGUUCAAAUGCCCAUUUGGCCAUUAAGCUCAUUGGGUGACCUUGGGCCAGUCACAGCCUCUCAGCCUAACCUACCUCACAAGGUUGGUGUGAGGAUUGAAUGAGGAGGGGCAGAUGAACCAUGUACGCCACCUUGAGCUCCUUGUAGAAGAAAGGUGGGACACAAGUCCAAUAAAUAAUAGUAAAUUAGUAGGCACAAAUUUGUACCUUGGGUUCUUUAAGUACCUUGCUAUUGGUGUAUGUAUGUUAGGGUGUUUGAUGGGGAGUGUAACACAGGGGUGGCUAAGUCAGGGACCUGAUGAAGCCCCCCCAGCUUAUUUUUAUCCCCACCUCCCUCAAAUCCUACCAGGUUUCACAGUGGCAGCAAAAAAGUGUAUUUUUUUUAAAAAAAGGAGAUUUAAACCUCUCCACCUAGCAACCUGGUUCAUACAAAGACCACACCCUCCUUGUCAUCGUAUCAAUAAUGAGCAGAGGAUAGCCAUAGCCUCUGCCUCAGGUGAUCUGCAUGCUCAUGCAAGUGUGUGGCGCCUCAGGCCCAAAAAAGGAUUAGCCUCCCUGUGUAAAGCAGAUUCUUUUCUAUAUACUGUCAUCUCCAUGGUCCACUGAUAACCUGAAAGACAUAAGGUGUGGUGGCGCUAUGGGUUAAACCACAGAGCCUAGGGCUUGCCGAUCAGAAGGUCGGUGGUUCGAAUCCCUGUGACAGGGUGACCUCCCGUUGCUCGGUCCCUGCUCCUGCCAACCUAGCAGUUUGAAAGCACGCCAAAAGUGCAUGUAGAUAAACAGGUACUGCUCCAACAGGAAGGUAAACGGCAUUUCUGUGCGCUGCUCUGGUUUCGGUAUUCCAUUGCGCCAGAGCUGGCCACAGGACCAGGAAAAACUGUCUGCAGACAAAUGCAGGCUUCCUUGGCCUGUAAAGCGAGAUGAGCACUGCAACCCCAGAGUGGUCUGCGACUGGAUUUAACUGUCAGGGGUCCUUUACCUUUACCUUUAACAACAUGGGUACUCUCCCCUUCUGAAAAUUAUGUGGGUGGUUCCCAAAUUCUUUACCAGUUAACUCGAAUUGAGUUCUGAACAGAACAACCCCGUGAAGUAGGCUAGGCUGAGAGUGAGUGACUGGCUCCAGAUAAACUCAGUGAGCUUCCAUGGCUGUGGGAGAUUUGAACCCUGUCCUCCCAGGGCCUAGAUCAACACACUAACCACUACAACACACUUGACUUUCUUCCAAGUUUGUAGCUUGGUUUUGAGGCAGAGGAUCUUCUCACCCUGCAACUUAAGACCCUUUACCUGGAGCUGCUGCAGAUGGUUUGAGCAAAGCAUCUUUCUCCUGUGAUGCUUACCUGGGUGCUGUAGGUAAAAUAAGGUAACCCCAUGCUGUGUGCCUUGAUAGAGGAGUUAGGUGUUCCCUGGCUAAGGCUGUGAACAUCAGUGGUGUGCCUUGAGUGCCUGCAGGUGGACUCCCAUGGGUGGGGCUAAAGAGGGAAUGGGUGCAAUCAUUUGGCAUUCUCCAUUGACUUCAGUGGGAGAGUUUAACUUAAUGUCACUUAUUUGGGGCAUUGGGGGCAGGAGUGACUUGAGCAAGCAUAGUAUACUGACAUAAACUUUCAUGUUAACUUAGAAAUAAAUCUUGUUGAAUUCAGGUAGGGUUAUGAUUGCAACCUAAGACCCUUGUGCCAUGCCCCAAACUCUGCCUAUCAUUAUCAUCAUUAUUAUUACGCAUUUUAUGACAAUGUAAACCCACUGUGUCCAACACCUUUGUGUUCCACUGCUGCAUAGGAUUUAGCAUUGAACUCACCCAACAGAUUUAUCACCCAUUUUUUACAGAGCAGCUUGCGAUCUAAGUAAAAUAAAUUAUCACUAAAAUGACACCAAUAACAAUAAAAUACUAGCACGGAUUAAACACGGGGGCAUGUCAGAACAAGAGUUGGCACUGAGUCGGGGUGAGAGGCUUGCCCCAAAAGCCUUGACAGCUUUGCUAAAAAGCACUUUCAUCCUCAUUGAGUGGGUGUGACUUGGAGAACAGGACCACACAAGUUCAGUUGUAUAUGGUCUCUCUCAAACAAGUCACUUAAAAAAACAAAAACAACUUUGUAAAAUUCUUGCUAUUUUAAUUUUCAGUUGAAAAAUCUGGAUCCGUUUCUGCUGCUUGAUGAGUUCAAAGGAGGUAAACCGGCUGGAUUUCCUGAUCACCCUCACCGAGGUUUUGAGACUGUAAGUUAUUAAGGCGUGCUUGCUUACGUCUGCCGGUUUUUACCGUUGCUAUAGUACAUAGUUUGGGAAUGGGCUACAGCUCAAGGGAUAGAGCCUCUGGUUUGCAUACAGAAGGUAGCAGGUUCAGUCCCCAAUGGCAUUUACUUCCGGGUUUCAGUCCCCAAGUGAGUUACUUCCGGGUUUUGCUGCAUGCGCAGAAGCUCAAAACGACGUCACGCGCAUGCGCGGAAGUGGCAAAUUGUGACCUGCAGUUGCGCGGAGAUGGGUUGUGUUCACUUCAGGAUGUGAAUGGGGCUCCGGAACGGAUCCUGUUUGCAUCCAGAGGUACCACUGUACUAAGCUAGCUGGACCAGCGAUCUGAUUCUGUAGAAGGCAGCUUGCUAUGUUCCUGAGGCCAGCUGACUUGGCCUCACAUGAGACUCAUUAAAGAGUUGUUUGUUUGGCUGGUUCUGUGAGAUCUCUUCCCCUGCGGGGAGGAGAGAGAGAAAACAGAAGAGCCUACAGAGGCUGCCCACUGUCUCUCAUUCCUAUAUUCCAGUUGAAGUGGCCUACAUUGCCCUCUCGGAAAGCCUGGGCUAUUCAAGAAGCACCUUGCUUUGAACGAACAGAGAUAUCAUCUUUACAAUGAACUAAUUCUCUUUCUUUUAUUAGCGGCACAGCAACUCAUAGCCCCAAACCGGAAAAGUCUGAUUAUCUCGCUAUGGACACAAAAGCUGUGGACAAGUCACAUUAAUGGAAAGGCUAGCUAAACACACGAAAGCUCCGUCUGGCAAGAAAUUUCAUAAAAAUGCUGCACCCUUUUAUGCCUUUUCUGUUGAGAACCCAGCGCUAUGGCCUCUCCCACAGAUGCGCAUGCAGUUAUGGCAGACUGUAUUCCUGUUUACCGUCUUUAUUAUUACAGUGGAAAAUCAGUAAAAUACAUUUAACGUCCUACAUUUCAAGCACAUGGUUCCCCCCAGAGACUCCUGGGAACUGUAGUUUACCCUUCACAGAACUACUAUUCCCAGAACCCUUUGCAAACAUUUGCCAGGAUUCUUUGCCAGGAUUCUUUGGGGGAGGGCAUGUGCUUUAAAUACAUGGUGUGUACCUAGUCCUUGUCUUUGCUGUCUUAUUCUAAAGUUUUAAUGGAUGCUUCCUGUUGCAAAUGUUAUUAUGUACAGCGCUUAGUGAGGUUUCCCUGAAUAAAAGGUAAAGGGACCCCUGACCAUUAGGUCCAGUCGUGGCCGACUCUGGGGUUGCGGCGCUCAUCUCGCUUUAUUGGCCGAGGGAGCCGGCGUACAGCUUCCGGGUCAUGUGGCCAGCAUGACGAAGCCACUUCUGGCAAACCAGAGCAGCGCACGGAAACGUUUACCUUCCCACUGGAGCACCUUAAAGGCUUAGCAGUUUCACUAUGGCCAGACUGUGUGAUCUGGAGUCUGAAAAAGGCUAUGCUACAAAAAGACAUCUUUAAGGUCAUGCCAGACUCUUCUUAAUGCUUUUGCUGUGACAGAUUGUGGAACAUUUCUUACAUCCCGCCAGCAGGCGGCACUGCUCAGUAGCAGUAGAGGUAAGGAUGAGUUUGUGCAGGGCAAAAUGACUUCUUGGUGAACACGAGACUUGCAGGGAAAAUCUCUUUAAAGAUCACCUGCUUUUUAAGCGAAUGAUGCAUUAUCAAAUCCAGUGGGUAAUAGGGAGUACCUUUAUAGGUACACAAAAGUAAAAAAAAUGAAAACUGCCCAGGAAUUUAUUGGGAUUUCACCAGUGUGACUGUGUAGGAAUACAGUCCAAGUAAAUAUUUGUGGGAAAAUCACACCUAUUUUUCUAGUUCAUUCUUUCACUAGCAGCGUGAUUUGUCCCUUAAAGUACAUUCAUUUUAUUCGCUUUCAGUGCCCCUCAUCUAUGCCUCCCCCCUUCCCAGUGUUGCUUUUAGUUUGUACAAUAAGUAUGCAGGAUAUCAUUCUACCAUAUCUAGUUUAAAUUAAAAACAGAAUGUCUCUGUCUUUGGGGUACCACGAGAUACCAUGGGGAUCAAUACAGUACAGUGUAGUGCCAUUGAUUUCAGUGGGAAAACAUUAACAAUCUGUCUAACUCUUCUGUUUAAAUCAAUAAGAUUCUAAAAUGUUAACUGGCUGAAUUAUACCCAAUAUUUAUUUGCUCUGUGGGUUUGUUGUUGUUGUUUUUGCUUGCUUGCUUGUUUUAAGCUGUAUUUUUAUUGGAAAUGUUAUUGUAAGUCUCAUAAGGCUUUGGAAAGAAACAAUGUCAUUUAGAUUACAGUUCACUGGGCUUCAGACUACAAACUCCUUUGGAACAAAUGCCUUCAUGAUUGUCAGAUGAGACUAUAAAGCCUGCUGUGAGCUUGGGCUUCCCUGAUGCUUUAAAUCUUCUCUUUCUCAGGUAACAUACUUACUGGCAGGCGGCUCCAUGGCCCAUGAAGACUUCUGUGGCCACGCAGGUAGACUGAAUCCAGGAGAUCUGCAGGUAAGCUGAAGUGAUGAGAACGGAGGUUGCCCUGUCUUGCCCUUUCACUUUGAAAUUGGUUUUGAAGACUGGAAGUUUUGCAAUGUAUUUUCCCCCCUCUGUCAUCUUCCUAGUACACUGAUUUCUGUAAUGAGGAGCCUGUGACAUCUCCGCCCAUCCAGAUUUUGUUGGCACUCGGAUUGCCAGCAGCCCCCCAUGGCCAAUGGGUCAGGGAUGAUGGGAGUUUGUGGUACAACAACAUCUGGAGUGUCACAGUGUCCUCCCUCCUGGGGCAAACCAUUGGACUUCAGGAUUCCCUGCAUCCCAGUUUGAGAUGGGUUACAGUGGUGGUACCACCACUCUGUUAAGUUUGUUUAAAAGAGAUGAGAUUGGGGAGCUAUUUAGGUAUCUGGGAGGAGAGGAGAGCUCCCCUGCCUUGAAUUGUUUGCAGAAGAGGGAGUUUUGUGAGAUGUGGUGUUUCCUACCCAGCCCAAACAUCCUCUUCUGUAUGAACUUUGCCAGAUAGGAGCUUUGCCUUCCUCUGGAUUUGGUCAUCCUAAACAGAAAAAGAAUUAAAGUGGCUUCAGUUUGGGAUUGAAGGUGGGACCUGGAUCUGAAAAGAGUGAAGACCGAUACUGUAGACAGGGGUAGUUAACCUGUGACAACCUCCCCCCCAUCAUCCUUGGUCAUUGGAGAAGUCUGGUUAGGGUUGGACAUCUGGGGGGGUCACAGGUUAGCUUAUUCCUGUUACAGAUUAUGUUAAAGCUUCCAAAUCCAAUUCAUUCUAAUACAACAUUUCUAAAGACCUUUAAUGCAACCCUACAUGUCUAUUUAGACCAGGGUUUCCCAAGCUUGACUCUCCAGCUGUUUUUGGACUACAAUUCCCACCAUCCCUCACCACUGGUCCUGCUAGCUAGGGAUGAUGGGAGUUGUAGUCCAAAAAAGAGCUGGAGACCCAAGCUUGGGAAACCUUGAUUUAGACAUACGCCCCAUGAAGUUCAAUGGGGCCUUACUCCCAGGUAAGCGUGCAUAGGAUUAUUGAAGCCCUAGGAUAUUUACAUUCUGGGUCAAUUCCCAUCAUACCACAAUCCGCCGUGAAACUUUUUGUUUCCUAAGUGCUUAAAACUCAUGGAUUAUUUUUAGCUAAUAGCAUAACAAAUUAUUAGACCUGUAUUUUUGCAUCUUGUUCCGCUUUGGCUAAAUAAUGCAAGGUGGAGUUGCCAGCUUUGAUUAAAACACUGGAUUGUGUGUGCAGUUUGGGGGGACGGGACUAGGAAUUGAGUUGAUGCUUCACUUCAGCUUCUGCAAAGCAAAAUGUUUCAAUUCUCUCACCUUCUCCUUUACCUUUUGGUAUAUAGUGGAUGACAGCCGGCCGUGGCAUUCUCCAUGCAGAGAUGCCUUGCACCGAGGAGCCAGCCCACGGCCUGCAGCUUUGGGUCAACCUGAGAAGCUCUGAGAAAAUGAUUGAACCCCAAUACCAAGAACUCAAAAAGGAAGAAGUCCCCAAGCCUUCACAGAACGGUGUGAGUGUGUCCGUCAUUUCAGGAGAGGCGCUGGGCGUAAAGGUAAACACAUUUGCUGACAAACUAGCGAAAAGAGGGCUCUUUUUUUAAAAAAACUGAACAGUUCUGAUAGUUAUCUUAUGGCUUAAUUCAACCUGCAGCCUUUUAAAAAGUGAGUCCCUUGUCUUAACUAUACCUUCAGGAGGGGGGAGAGGAAGGCCACAGCAGGGCGAAUUGAGGGUGUUUGUGAGUGACUUUCCCUUCUCUGAUGAGCAGUAAGAUUACAGGGCAAGUUACUGUGUACUCCUUGUGUUUACGUAGUCCACAUGCUAUUGGGGAAGGAGUCCACACUGCUGUACUUCCUUGGAAAGCUAAUCUGUUGGCAAGGAAAAAGUGGAAUGGAAAGAGCCCUUAUAUACAAAAAGAUCUGCUUGCAAAGAAACUCUGUGACCUAUACGCUUAGAUUUGUUUGCAUGAAAGGCCUGCAGCCAGCUCAGUGGUGGAGGAAGCAGUGCUCUCCCUCCUCCUCCUCCUGAACAGAGCCGCUAGCUGGAAAGAAAGCCACAUUGCUCACGAUGGCGAUUUGAGGGCAAUUCCCACACGGUACUCCUUCAAUGGAGCCCUACUGCCACAAAGAGAUGUGUACAGUACAACCUUCCCCAACCACAUGACAUUUUGGACUACAAGGCCCAUCAGUCCUAGCCAGUAUGGCCAAUGGUUUGGGGUGAUGGGAGUUGGAGUCCAAUGACCUCAGGAGAGCACCAGGCUGGGGGUGACUAUCCAGGACUUAUGCUAGAUAAUAAUAAUAAUAAAUUUAUUAUUUAUACCCUGCCCAUCUGGCUGGGUUUCCCCAGCCACUCUGGGUGGCUUCCAACAGAAUAUUCAAAACAUGAUAAAACAUCAAAACAUUUAAAACUUUCCUAAACAGGACUGCCUUAGAGGUCUUCUAAAAGUCAGGUAGUUGUUUAUUUCCUUGACAUCUGAUGGGAGGGCGUUCCAUAGGGCGGGCACCACUACUGAGAAGGCCCACUGCCUGGUUCCCUGUUACCUCACUUCUCGGAGUGAGGGAACCCCUAGAAGGCCCUCGGAGCUGGACCACAGUGUCUGCAGAACAAUGGGGGUGGAGACUACAGGCACCGUCAGUGUCUUUAGCAAAUGUUUUUGGGCUGUAUGUUUCCCCUCAACCUGUCAUAUGCUUAAAAUUCCAAUUCACUGAAGUUACAUGUUUCAGCUAGUUAAUUAUGUAACCCCUCAAGGUCAGACAAGUGCAAAACAAGCAGGCCAGUCGUGCUACAUCUGCCAUUUGUAGGGAUCUAAACAACUGAGUCUUUAGUUUUAAUUGAUAUAAUUGUAUGGGAUAUCAUCCCUUUUGCUUACCUUUCUGGAAACUGUUUUUACUGUCAGUGAGAUGCUGUGAGAUGGAUGAAUUAUUAGUAAUAGCAUCUCACUUUCAGGAAGCAGUUGUUUAAAUCUGCCUGUAUAGUCAAGCCGUGGUUUGUUCUUACGGCAAGGGAGAAAAGGAGCUGGGGCCUUGUCGGAGGAGGUUGAGUCUCAAGGGUCGUAAUCUUGGUAUUUCAAGCAAGCAUUUUAUUGGGUUUUUUGCCUUCUUUUUAACAAGCUGCCUUGCUGUGACCCAUCUAGAAGCACAUAAAAUAAGUGAGCGAGUCUCAUCCUAUAUACUGUCGAGGCAUGCCUUGGUGAUAUACUGGAAUGUGGCUCGCAAAGGAAGCCGGACGCCUUUGUUCUUGCAGUGAACCAACAGCCACUUCCAAUCAGGAAAGGUUACAGAGGGAAAACAAGCCGCACAGCUUGCUAAGCCAGUUCCAGCUGGCCCCACACAGAACACUUAAGCCCACCCCACACUUUCGGAGCUGACCCCUGACCCCUGGGCUCUGCCUCUACAUUCCACUUCUUUGUUUUAUUAACUGAGCCCUUGCCUGUGCAGAAGCAGAGUAGCAGAUGGGCCGUCUUGCCCAGGCAUUCCUCCAUAGCCCACUGUUAGCUUAGAGGCCGCUCAGCCUUAUUUCUCAUUUCAGUUGUGGCAUUUGGUGAGAAUUCUAGGAAGAACAUUGUCAAAGCAAGGCUAGAGUGGGAGAUUCAAUAUGGGGAAGGGCCAUCUGCUUUGCUCAAUGACCAGCACUUCAGGUUAGGGUUGCUAACUUCCCCUGCCUUGAAACCCUGGAGAACCACCAACCUAGAGUUAAUGGUCUGGCCCAGUAGACCCUAUGUAUCCUUAAAACAUUUCAUCAUGGAACUGGCAGUUCCCCCAUUGUGAGAAGUGAGGUUACAGGGAAGCAGGCAGAGGGCCUGCCCUGCAGAACACCAUCUCUUCAGAUGCCAAGGUUGUAACUAUACAACCUUUAGAAGACACCUGAAGGUAGACCCGUAUAGGGAAGUUUUUAAUGUUUUAUUAUGUGUUUGUAUAUGGCAACCCAGUCAGAUGGGCAGGGUACAAAUAAAAUAAUAAUGUAUAAUCUGGUUUCUCCUCCCACAAGGCAUCCUUUUUUAAUCAGCCACCCACUCCAGAGUCUGUAUAAUUUUUAUUUCCCAAUAAUUCAGCCUCACAUCUGAAGAGGUUGGCCAAGGUUGUCCCCAACAGUUAACAGCACAGCUUCUUAGGUGAUGCUCUAUUUCUGUGGCCGAAGCUGUGUAAAAUGCAACUGUCGGGCCAGAUUCCUCCUGGACCACAAUUUUCAAAGCCUAGUCUGGUACGUCUAGGAGGAGCAUAGCUGAUUUAUCAAUCUGAUAUUGCCUGGCAAGAUGAAGAAAAUACACACAUUCUGUGGUGCAUUAAAAUAAUUUAUGUAGACAUGCUAUACCAGAGAGACACAUUACUCAGUUUUUACAUUUAUUACCUGCACUGCAUUUUUCAUUGCUUAAACAAUUGCUGAAAGUUUUCCAGGUGGAAGAACUCGAAAAAGUUUCAUGAGGAAAUGAAAGCUUUGGCUAUUUGCAAACCUAAAGCACUGAAACAAUCUGCAUCCUAUUUGCAACCUACCAUUGGCAGUUUGACAGCUGGAUGGUGCCCUACUCCUGGGUGGAGGCAGUUGAUCAGAAGUUUGGUGCAAAGUUUCAGAUGCAGAGGGGUGGUGGAUGCCUACUUGGAUGAAAAUUUCUGCAGACUCAGCAUGCCCACCUAGGAUGUCAGCACUUGGCUUUAGAUGCUCAUGGGCAUGUCCAGCAGCAAUGAAUUCUGGGAAUAGCUACCGUAGCUGGGUGAACUGGGUGAGAAGCCAAUUAAAAUAGAGAGCCCCUGGGUGAGCACUUGACUGUGGCUCAGUUAAUCCUGAGUUGCCUGGAAACUAAUAUUCUACACUAUAGAAAAAAGUAUGUUUAAAGUUGGACUUUAGAAAAAACAAUCGCUCUAGCAAACUUCAUUUUACUAUACAGUGGUACCUCAGGUUACAAACACUUUGGGUUACAGACUGGAAGUAGUACCUUGGGUUAAGAACUUUACCUCAGGAUGAGAACAGAAAUUGCACACCGGCAGCAUGGUGGCAGCGGGAGGCCUCAUUAGCUUAACCUCAGGUUAAGAACAGUUUCAGGUUAAGAACGGACCUCCAGAACGAAUUAAGUUCGUAACCAGAGGUGCCACUGUAUUAGAUCAGUAUUUGUAAGUUCCUGGGGUAAAUAACACCCAUAAAGGAAAUACUUAAUCCACUUUGUGCAUAUUAAAUACUAUUUGUAGCAUUUUCCAUGUGUUUAAUGAGCCCAUACUGAAAGUAUUGUUGCCACAACAACUAAUUCAUUGUGCUCAAUUUUGGGAUCCAUCAGACUGAACACAAUCCAUGAGCCAUGUGGGGUUUGUUGUUAUUAGUUGUCCUUUAUAGUCUCAAACAGAUAAGCUAAAAAAGGUCUCAUCAAGCCACUGCUGAGCCACAAUUCUAGAUGAUGGGCUGUGUUUGGCUUGGUGGGUUAGCCAGUUGUGCAGGCAUGAUGUAAGUGCUUGGGAUAGGAUAUACCCAAAACUCUGCCAACACAGCGUUGACAGAUAGGAUUUGGCAUGGCAGAAAUAUUAUACUCUGAUGGCAGAUAAACUGGGGGCAUAAGGUAGGCAUCAUGGUCUAUCUUUACACAGUAGCUCUGACGGAGGAAUGAAAGAAUCUCUACUUCGCUUUCCACCUUUAACAGUGAUUUUAGAAGCUGCUUCCAUUGUGAAAGAUAGGCAGCUGCUGCUCGUUACUCCAGUUUCUAGUGCUUCACCAAUAGGAAUAUUUCACAUUGUCUCAUCAGUUCAGCCAAUUAACUUCAGAAGCUUCAUCACCGCAUUGCCACUGGCACAAACCCCCUUUGCACAAAUGUCAACACUGAAUAUAGCAGCAAAUAUGUUUACGAUCAUCAAGGGUCAUAUUUUGAGUUACUCGUUUUCAUUAUAAUACCUACUUAGACUUGUGUGGAAUUCUUUAGCUGUAAUUUUUGCAUUGCAGGGGGGCUGGACUAGAUGCGCCCUGGGGGGUCCCUUCUAUAAGUCUGUGAAUACAGACUGAGUAAUAUUAGUAAGCAUGGCUCAUUGCCCAGCUACUGCUACGCAACAAGUUCUAACCAUAGUCAUAUAUCCCGCAUUUUAAAAUGAAGAUAAUGCCUGCAGUUACAGUAAAUGUUGUUUGCAAACUCAAGGGAUGACUUCACAUUGCAUACUUUUCUGAAGCUUUUCCAAUUGCAUGUCUUUAAUUUUAUCACCUUCUAGCAUUCCUCCCAUUGUUUUUAUUAGCGAACGUGCUAUUCAUUACGAAGACAAAUCAAUGCCACAUGUAAGCUGUAUGGCCUAAUGAAAUCGUGACCAUACCAAGGGGAAGUUGCUGCCCUUUCUAGUGCAGGUAUAACAGACAGAAAAACCCACCACCUUCAGAUCGGUCAUAAAUUCUCUUUCUGCGUGUUGAAGAUGCUUUGUUGAACCAUUUUAAUGCUGGUGCCUUAUUACCGCGAAUAACUGGAAAAAAAUGUAGGCAAGAUGAGCCAAAGUGGGGUUUGCAUACCAAAGUAGUCAUAAAUUCUUUCAACAUGUGGCUUCAAAUCUUUCCAUAAGUACUUUGCAGUGCUGUUUUAAAAGGCAUUUUUUAUUUAAUGCCUCUUUUUGCCUUCCGGAAGGCACCCUUUUAAAAAUUCAACGUGAUGCAUUUCCACUUCUGAUUCAUUUCCUGACCCAAGAUUGCAAUUUGUACGUUGACUCCGGUACAAGUCACCGCUGCUUGAAAUUUCAUGUUUGAGGGGAACUGGUUUUCCUGUUUCUUAUUUUAAGAAUAUCCAUUCCUUUUUCUAACGAGAAGGCAACAUGGAUUUGGGUUGUAUGAACUGUUGUUUAGUAUAGGUUCACAGGGCAGGUUCAACAAGCAGGAGAGGUCUUGGGAGAUCUUGUAAAAUAAUUGGAAGCAAGCACCGUUGGAGAAUGCAGUUUGUGUUUCAUUACUUUACUUUUCACCUGAUGCCUUUAGGGCAUGUCUGUGCACGGAGUUAUAAAGGCCUUUUACCAAUUCUUAUAAUCAAAAUCCCUGGCAUCUGAGUGAUGGCAGUGUAGGAAAUUCAUUGGGAAAAUGUAACAAAGAGGAUUGCGAGAGGAUGUUCUUCCUCUCUCGUAAGCCCAGAAUUGGGGCAUCCAAUAAAGUUGAUAGUUGGGAGAUUCGGUGUAGAUAAGAGGAAGGACGUCACACAGCACAUACCUAAACUAUGCUGUCACAAGAUGUAACGAUGGCAGCCAGCUUGGACAACAUUAAAAGGAGAUUAGACAGAUUCAUGCGGAAUAAGGUUGUCGGUGGCUACUAGCCAAGAUAGCUGUAUUAGCUCCAGAAUUGGAGGUGGAAUGUCUCUGAAAUCCAGUUUCUGAGGACAACAAGCAGGAGAGGUCUUUUGCUCUCAUUUCCUUGUGGGCUUCCUGUAGGCAACAGGUUGACCAGUGGGAGAACUGGCUAGAAAGACCUUAAGUGUGCCCUAGCAGGGCUGAUCUUACAUUCUUGUCAUAUAAGAAAUGGCUGUUAGUAUCAGGCACACCAUAGUAGUAUGAAUUACAUGGAAAUUAUGAGUUGUAAAGAUGAGUUGUAGAGCAGAGAGAUUUCUAGAUUUUGUUUACAUUGUGUUAGAAUAUAUCUCAGUUCUCGUGUCUCAUUUAAAAAAUGCUGACCACAAUGUCUGAAGACCUCUUGCAUUAGUCCGUGAUUGCAAUUCAAGUCUUACCCGAAAGGGACACCUCCAGGGGUGAGAGGUUACUCUUUGCUAAAUUAAUCCCUAGUAUCCCUGCUGAGCCCCAUGGAGUCUGUGUGGGUUUGGAGGAUUAGGUUACUAAAACACUGGCAAAGACAGAGAAAGAAAUAGCUUUGUGCUCACUUUGCCUAUUAAAUUUGUUUAGAGGAAAUUCAUUUUCUCCAGACAUGCCCCAUAGGACUGACUUGCACACCCAAAAGUAUAAUAUUUCCACAUAAUAUUUUAAAAUGUUAAAAUUAAUUGCAUUGUUUAUUGGUUCUGCAGUUACAUUGGGGUUAGUAGCCAUUAGUUUAUUUAUCUUUCAUGAGUUUGACAAGUUUAAAACUGGAUUAGACAAACUAUUGACUAUCAUUGCAUUUUAUGGCAGCCAAUUCUAUAAUUUGGGUGAAAAAGUACUUCCUUUCGUAUAUUCCCCAAUUAAGUUGGUUGCUGUCUUCCAAUUCUAGUUUUCCAGCUCUUCAAUGUCGUUUUUGAGAUAGAGUGACCUGAACUUUAGGCCACAUUAAAAAUGCUGGCAAUUCUAUAUUCAAUCUCUUUCCUAAUAAUCCGUAGGAUGGCUUUUGCUUUUUUCAGAACUGUCACACUAAAUAUUCCUUCAUUUCCCCCUUCUCUGUUUAGAAGUCUCUCUUCAUUAAGCCACGAGCUUGACAGCAAAGCCAAUCUUUUAAAACUUAUCUGCAGGAGAACUAAAUGAAGUGCUCUCUAAAUCCUGCAGAUCUUUAUCAGAAAGAGAACAGUCAGGAGAAAAUGCCAUGUUUGUCAUAUGGACCAAGAGAAAUGUUCAUACCUGAACCUGUUCCAAUAGGAGUAAUAAGAUGGUACGAUAAAGUCUGCUGAAGUACAAACGUGUAUGGUGCAGAACUGCGCCCACCCAGCCUAAAAAUGGUUUAAUCAGUGCUACCUAUCCAUAUAAAGAAUCUUUCUCCGUUUUACGAUUCUUCAACAUUUCCUUGAGACUUCACAGUACUUGGCUUCUCAGCUUCUAGGUCAGUGAUGGAAAAUCUGUGGCCAUCCCAAUGUAGAGGACUCCAGUUCCCAUCAGUCCUGAUGGUUGCCCUUGUUGGCUGAGUCUGAUGGGAGUUGAAGUUCGGUCACAUCUGGAGGGCCACAGUUUCCCUAUCCCAGUUCUAGGUUAAAUGCAGGUAAGGUAGCCACUGAUGCUGAAAGACCUACAUUGUCUCCCAGUACAUUUCCGAGCACAAUUCAAAGUGUUGGUGCUGACCUUUAAAGCCCUAAACGGCCUCGGCCCAGUAUACCUGAAGGAGCGUCUCCACCACCAUAGUUCAGCCCGGACACUGAGGUCCAGCGUUGAGGGCCUUCUGGCGGUUCCCUCAGUGUGAGAUGUGAGGUUACAGAAAACCAGGCAGAGGGCCUUCUCAGUAGUGGCGGCCGCCUUGUGGAAUGCUCUCCCAUCCGAUGUUAAGGAAAUAAACAACUACCUGAUUUUUAGAAGACAUCUGAAGGCAGCCCUGUUUAGGGUAGUUUCUAAUGUUUGAUAUUUUACCGUGUUUUUAAUAUUUUGUUGGGAGCCGCCCAGAGUGGCUGGGGAAACCCAGCUAGAUGGGCAGAGUAUAAAUAAUAAAUUCUUCUUCUUCUUCUUCUUUAUUAUUACUAAAGAAGAGAGGCCUCCUGUUCUUUUCAUAGAAGUUUAGAAGAGGGAAUUUCAGCAAGCUUAGCUUGCAAUGGCAAGCUGAAAUUCUCUCUUCUACACAACUUUGAAAGUCACAGGCAGCCUGCACUAUUUCCAAUCUGCCCACCACAUAUGCAAGGGCUAUGCAUUUUGGGAUUAAAACAUCUUGUUUCUGCAACCAUGUGGGGAAAAUAACACACGAGCAUUUGGAGGCCUUGCUCAUGCCAUUUUUGUCUCCCCUGGAGACAAUUUUCUUUGAAGGCAACAGUCCGAAUAUGGUGUCUAUUUGAAUGGGAGGCUGUGAAUCUUGCUCAUACAUUUCACUUUUCUAUGCCACCUCCUUGGAUUCAGGGUGGGAGUGGGAAUUUUGAAUUUCAGAACUGAGGCCAGCAGGAGGUCUCCUUAUUGAUAGUUGAGUUAACAUUUCACCCCCCCCCCCAAAAAAAACCCCCUCUGCCUUCUUUCCAGUUCUUGAAUGUAAAUAUCCAUCGCUUUUUUGUUUUUACUUCCUUACCAUUUGUUUGUUGUUCUGACUCCAUGCAAUUUCUUUAGGGUUUGUGGCUAGCAUAAAAAGAGCCUCUCAAAUAUUCUUUUGAACAGUUGUGCUGAAGCAGAUUAUAAUUAUUUGAAGAGUGCAGCCUAAAAUAUAUAUAAAUAUGCACAAUCUACAGGCCCUUGCAUUAAAUUAACUCAGUGGCAGACAGUUAUUUCUGAGGAGACAUGUAUAGGAUUGCUACUAGAGGUAGUGUUUAGUCAUCAUGAAGUUACAACUGAUAGCCUUAUCCUCCAUUGAAAUGCACUGCUGGUGAACUCCCUCUUUGUUUUGAUGUGUUUUAUGCUGCCAGCCCAUUUUCCUCCUCCUGAGAUGUAAAUUUUCCUUGUUGCUGUUCAGUCUAAGGUGUAUACCCGCACUCCGACGCUGUAUCUGGAUUUCAAGUUAGACAAAGGAGCAAAACACACCCAGGCUGUUCCCAAAGGUAGGAAACAUUUCCUUCAUCUCGUCAAAAAUGGAAUUUGGAGCUGCUUCAAUGGUGAUGCUUCAAUCUCUUUAAUGGUGCCUUGUUCUUAAUGGAUGAGUUCUUAGCGUGGGCUUAACUUCCAUUCCCAUUUUUGGUUAUGUGCUUGGGCCUUUUUACAUGACAAAAUAUCUGAGGGUCUGUUCUGCGCAUAGCACCUUUUUUCCACAUGGAUUUCCAAGUCACGUCAGAGGUAUGGCCCAAUAGGUACAUAAAGGUAAAGGAACCCUUGACCAUUAGGUCCAGUCAUGGCCGACUCUGGGAUUGCAGUGCUCAUCUCGCUUUAUUGGCCAAGGGAGCUGGCAUACAGCUUCUGGGUCUUGUGGCCAGCAUGACUAAGCUGCUUCUGGCGAACCAGAGCAGCGCACGGAAACACCGUUUACCUUCCUGCCAGAGCGGUACCUAUUUAUCUACUUGCACUUUGACGUGCUUUCAAACUGCUAGGUUGGCAGGAGCAGGGACCAAGCAACGGGAGCUCACCCCGUCGUGGGGAUUCGAACCGCCAACCUUCUGAUCGGCAAGUCCUAGGCUCUGUGGUUUAACCCACAGCUCCACCCUCGUCUCAAUAGGUACAUAGUCACACUUGAAAGACUUAAUAGCUACAGUGCUGUAAUCUCACUGGUGCAGCAGGGCCUCUGGUCUCUCACCUCCCUCUGCACACUUUUAAAAUCUGCUUUUGAGCAUCCCUAACCCUCUGGAGCCAAUUUGGAGGUUGGGUGCAGGGACUGAAGAGGACAGGAGAGGAAUCUCUGUUGGGCACACAGACGUCUGUUGUGCUGGUGCAUAUGGCGUGUGGCUUCCCUCCAGGAAUAGCCAUAAGCCCUGUUCAGUCAUUUUUCCAUCACGUGGUCACCAUCUCAUGCUCUCCGUGGGAUGCAGCUGCUGGUCCCGCCCUCCCUGUCACAUUUCCAGCAGCCCCGUCCAUCCAACACAGAUUUCUGUGGGGUGAGGUCUGAAGCCAGCAGCCUGCUCUCCCUGUGCACUUUCUGAAUUGUGCUGGGAGCCUCCAGACAUAGAGUAGGCCCCCCAUUUCAGACCAUUUCCUCUAAUGUGUAGAGGGCCGCCGGGCCGCAUGACGGGGGUAGAAGCAGAGGAGGCAGGGCAACAAGCACAGCAACACCCUUUGCUUUGGGCAUCGUGAAUCAUUUAAGGAAAGGAGGACUAAGUGAAUAGGAUGAUAGUGAAAUAGGCAAAUGCUCUGGACCUGGGACUACGCACAUUGCCCGGUAAUGGCUUUACUUCCAUUCUUGUAGGAAAAAUACGUGUUCCACUGAUUUAGGGUCAAAGUGUUUGGUAUGUGGGAAAUCUGUGACCUGGUUUUAUUAAUGCAGCCGUUAGUACAUUCCAAUUCGAUUAGAGCAGUUGGAUAAUGGGAGAUUUUUUUUAUCUUCUCUCUCCAUUGUGCCAUUUUCCCAGUCUAAAUUAUACUCUCAAACUGUGGUUUGCCAAGUGAGGUAAAAAGUACAAUACCCUUUAGGGGCUGCUGAUUGGGGAAAUUGGGGUGAGGUGGGGAGAAUGAAAAACGCACAUUUCCAUUGCUCUAAUCAGAUUGGUAGCCUCUCGUGGCUGCAUUUCAUUUAAAGACAGAAUGGCAGACAAUCCAAUCCCAUGAACACGUAGUUCAGCCCCAGUUCUUGCAGAAACAGAUGGCUGUUGGCUAGUUACUGAGGCCAGUCAGUAAGAUUUUUAUGUAUUGUAAAUGCUCUGCCUCAGUUGCAAAGAAUCCGAGUUUGGAUCCAAAAAACUUAUGCACACACUUAUCUUGCUACAUAUGCUAUCCUGACUUUGGUAAGGCUCAUUUGAAUAAAGAGUGCCAAGGUAUUUUUUUUUUAUAUUGUUGUUAUUAAAUGAGCUGAGGAUCUGGAGUUGCAAAAUUCCUUGGCAUUUGCCACACAUGUUUGUCUGUUAGGUAAUGGGCAAAGAAUUAGCUGCAAAUUUGCUCCAUAAUAUUUUUCAGCCAUUUCUGUGAGAGACGGAUGUUUGUUUCUGCACAUUUGUGUUUCGUAUGUAAACAAAUUUAUGGAAACUCUGGCCUUUUAAAGCAGUAUACUAAUAACCACUGAACAGUUAAGGAGCUGACACAUAAAUAUAUCAAUAAAUACUCAUUUGCUAUCUUUUGAACUAUAUCCUGAGUUCAAGUAAAUCACUUUUAACACUUCUAAAAGGCUGCUGAAGAUUUAAGAAGGGCAGGAGAAUUACAGGCUUCUCUCUUAGGUAUUUAUAGAGCUGGCUUCUUUUGAAGAGGUAUAUGAUGAGCAUAAAGAGAUCACAAUCCCCUGCUACAGAAUAUCAGCAAACAAGGAACCAUUAGUUCCUGAGGGGAUUAGCAGAAGCUCUAGAGAACUAUAGAGAGCAGUGCCUUCCCCACUUCCUGCUUAAGAUGAUGUGUGUUGCCCUGAGGGAAGAUGGAUGAGGAGAAGCCAAGUCCAGGGAGCGCAUAACCAUCAUGGACCAUCAAUAGCCUGAGGCUAAGGCUAAAAGAUUCUACGCCAAGGUUUGUGAGCAGGAGUACUGGGUCUUAGAGGAGACCAUAUAGUGUGCAUUACAGACACCUGCUGGAAUGGAGAAGACCAAUGGGACAUGGUCUUCUGGAUGCAAACCGUUGUUAGAUCCAGGAAGCAUGUACUGAAGGUUGUGUCAUUCUGUAUUUCAGAGACAACAUAGUCCUUAAUGUGCUGGAAGAAGUCUGCCCUGCUAAGUUCCCACGUUCUCCCUUUACUCUUCUUCAGUGCAGUCACAAGGAGAGAUCAGAAGUUUCUGCUUCUGCUUUAGUUUUACCACAGUUUAGCUGAAACCAUCAACUGUGGUUAAUCUUAACUAUGAUUAGUGAAAACAAGCCAGCUUGGUGUUCUGUGGCUCCAGUGGGUCAUCUCAGAUCAGAUCAGCUGGUGUUUUCCGAUGCAAGCUAGAUUUCUAGCUGAAUUCAGCAGUCUUACUUAGGAAUCUGUGAUGGGCAAGUGGGGGCCUGCAACAAAACGUUAUGUGGGUUAAUGAUUGGUUUUAGUGCUGCAGACAACUCCACCUUCCUAGGCCUCCCACUCUGCCAUUCUUGUUGUGCCUCCAUUUUGCAUCCCUUUCCUGUCCCACACUCUUGUUUUGUUGUGUCAGUUACCAUGAAAUUCCCCUUUGUCUUCACAUCUGUUCCUCUCCCGUGUUCACUGAUUUGCUUCUUCACCUUCCUCCUCACUUUCAAGCCAUGUCUUGGUUUUUUCAUCGGCCUUCCUCUCUUCCCUUCUCUCUCCUGCUUCUUGCUUUCAGCUGCAUAAUCUUCUUGCUCAUAGUUUGUUCACUUUCUUCUGACCCAGUUUUUGCUUUCAUAAUUUUUCACCAUCAACUUCUAAUCUGCUGGGUCUGCUUCCCCUCAUCUUGUUAAUCUUUUUCCUUCCCUCUGAGCCAGUGUGGUGUAGUGAUUAAGAGCGGUGGACUCAUAAUCUGGUGAACUAGGUUCGAUUCCCUGCUCCUCCACAUGCAGCUGCUGGGUGACCUUGGGCUAGUCACACUUCUCUGAAGUCUCUCAGCCUCACUCACCUCACAGAGUGUUUCUUAUGGGGAAGGAAGGGAAAGGAGAUUGUUAGCUGCUUUGAGACUCCUUAGGAUAGUGAUAAAGCGGGAUAUCAAAUCCAAACUACUCCUCCUCCUCCUUCUCCUUCUCCUUCUCCUUCUUCUCCUCCUUGCCCCUCGCCCCAAACUCAUUGUCCUCCUAGCAGAUACAGCCAGGAGCCUGGGCAAUGGAAACUUAUCACGCAAGCCCUACUUCCAACAUAUUUUUUAUGGCAACAGACAUGGAUGAAUCAGGCAGACCCUGCACACAUAUGCAGUUGUGUUUCAGCCUUUGGAAGGGAGUUUGCCUCCUUUGUGUGUUAACAUGUUUUUGUUUUGUUUCUUGUACUUCUGCAAAUCCUGGUGUUCCCCUGAGUCUCUGGAUGCUUGUGUAGGAGGUUUUAGGCAUAUAAGUAUCACCACUUACCCCAAGAAGCAGAGAAAUAAAGAGGACUGGUUUGGAAUGGCUGCUGUACAAUCUAUCCAUGUCUCAAAAUCAGUUAUCAGCCCACUGUUUAACUUCUGAAGAAGUCUUAAGCAUAAUUAUAUAGCCGCAAAAUUUGACCUUUUAAGGCUACCUUCCAAUCUGUGUCUAUUUAUGGAGAAAAAUUGUGGUCCUUUAACUGGAGCUUAAUGUGUUGGGAUUUUCAUGUCGAAAUGAUGGGGCUUGCUGCUUGUUCUGGGAUAUGUGCCCAGAGAAUGAGAAGAUAUAACCUUGAAAGUAGAAUUGCUAUGGCUGAAAUCCAUGUGGUUAUUUCAGAGGUGCAUCUGCAUUUAAAAGAACACAUUUACUAACUGUUGCAGACUGAGCAGUAACGUUUUAAUGAAAAGAUAAGCGCCGUUUAUUUAUGUUAUGAAUUGUUUCCCAUGAGGCAUCCCAAAGCAAUUGACAAUAUAAUAAAACAUUUAUGAAGCAGGUAGAACAGUUGCAUAUGUAAAAACAAUUAAAAAACGAUUAUAUGUUUUAAAAAGCCAUUUAAAGCAGCAGUGCAUAGGUAAAAUCAAUUCAGACCCAAUAUAGGUGCCAACUGGGAUAAAGAGAACAGAGUUUUAAUCAGGUUACGUGGCAAUAUUUUUUUUCAUCCAUGUCAAAAUGCUAGGCAUUCAGCUUGGAAGAAACAGAGCUGGUGGUCAAAUUUAGCAAAUAAGGAUUUCAUCUAGCUGGCGUUCUGGUGGCUGCACCAUUGUGUACUUUUAAAGCAAACAAUUCCCUUCAAACCAAGUAGGAUUUCCAUCUGAGCAAAAAAUAUUUACAACUGGGCUAUGAAGCAGCAAACCACCAAACAAUGGACUGGCCCCACCAGUUAAAUGGCUUUCCCAAGAAACGGUCCAUUUUGUGUCUCCUUCCCACAGAACUGCAGCUGAAGGAUAAAUGGACAGUAGUAAAAGGCUAAGCAGCCUGUUGGAGAGGCCUUGGUGGGCUAGAGGUGACCUUCAGGUCUUAAAUUGCCUCCCAGUAUAGAAAGGUAAAAGCAUAUUGGGAAAUGAUUUAUAAUGAAUUGAGAAAAAAUGUUUAAAACUACUUUCCAAAAAACAACCAGAGUAAUUUUUGUUGGGGAUAGCCCAUACUGAAAUUCCCAGGUGUCAGAAAAGGUUAUUUAUGUAUGCAACAACUGCAGCCUGUGUUUUGUUAGCUGAAAAAUGGAAAGUGAGUAAGGCCCCAACUAAAGAGGAUUGGCAACUUAAGUUGACAGAAUAUGCACAACUUGCAGAUUUAACACAUAGAAUAAGAGAGCAAGAAGAACAUGCCUUUAAAGAAGACUGGAAAACAUUUAUUGAAUAUAUGGAAAGUAUUCAGCUGAAAUAUACAGCUGAAAACGCUGGCAGCAUUAAGAUAAAUUCAACAGAGUAAAUAAUUUUUGAUGGAUGUAAAAGUGGAAAACUGAUUUGAAUGGUUAUAGUAAAAUAUGCAGGGAUGUAUGAUAUGUAAAAUCAACCAUGGGAAGAGAAGAAGGGUAGACAUUGGAUAUUUUAAAGUUUGUAAAAUGUUUAUUUGAGAUUGUAAAAUAGAAAAUUUAAUUUAAAAAUAUUGUAAAAAAUAAGUUGCCUCCCAGUAAGCCUCUUAAAAUGGAAUAACUUAAUUAUUUAUCCUAUUGUUAAACAAAACAGUUAAUGAAUACAUUGGAAAGUCCAAUGUAUUUUGCUGUAGUGCAUGUCUCUCUACUUUGGGGAGGUGUGGGAGGUUGGUAAUAAUGUUGUUUCAUUAGUUAUGUUACAUCCGAAAAUAAGUAAAAUAUGGUUUGAAAAAUGGAACCUUUACACAUGGAUAGAGUCACAUUUAUACCUUGCAAAUUACAACUUUGCAUGGCCUAAUACAGGCCUCCAUAUGUUUAAACUUUCUAUGUAUCUGACAGUAUUUUGCCCUUUUACAUUUCAGGUUGGACAGCGUUUAUUUACACGCUCUUUGGUAAUGUAUAUGUUGGUAAGUUGCUUGUUGACUCCACCCUGUUUUGAUUACUGGAAACUGCUUCUGUUAUUGAGAACCAUUUUUUAUUUUCAAAAGCUAGUACGAUCUUUUUUUUAGGGGCGAAAUGGUAUUCAGACGGUUGUAAAUGUCAAACAGGCAGCAUUUGCUUGCUCUGUAAAAAUUGCAGCCUUUAAAGAUUAGCAGGUAGCUUCCUAUUGGUUUAUGACACUGGGUUGCUCUAUAAAGCCUACCAUGGUCUCUGCACAGUAUUUCCUAGAGAUUGCUGCUCUGCCUGUGAGCCCACCUAUCUAUAAACAAUAAAUCUGUGGUUGACCCUUGUUGAGGGUCCUCGUGGCGCAAAUGCCUUAGUUGUGGCAGGUUGGAGAAAGCUUUGUUUGUUGGGUAAUGAAGCGGUGAUCUGCAGAGGACCAUAGUGAUGCUAGAUACCCUUUCACAGAGUCGGAAGGGACCGUGAGGGUCAUCUAGUCCAACCCCCUGCAAUGCAGGGAUCUUUUACCCCAUGUGGGGCUUGAACUCACAACCCUGAGAUUAAGAGUCUCAUGCUCUGGCUGAGCUGUCUCAGCUGAAGCAUUUAUUUCAAAGUAGAAAACAGAUAUUGCAGGGAGAACUGUAAAAUGCCCCUUAUAGAACAAUCCUAUACUUGGAGGGAAGACCCAUCAAAUUCAGUGGGGCUUAAUCAGGUAAAUGGUUAUAGCAUUGCAUGCUUGGGCAUCGUAAGUCUUACCUUGCAGUGAAGUUAUUCUGUGAUCAGCUGUCUGCCUGGAAAUUUUUGUGAAAGGUUUAAUUAUUCAUAUAUGUUUUGGAAACUGUGUGAAUUAGCCAGUACCUAUUUGGAAAUGUUAGCACAAUCACCUCUUGAAAAGCCACCAUUUUCCAGGUCCUUCCGAUGCUCAACAAAAAAUAGAACCGCACCACACUGCUGUGCUGGACGAUGGAGACUGUAUUCAGUUUGAAAACAAGGUAUUCUGCAACUAAUCUGUCUGCCUCCAAAACAUCACUCCCACCCCCAGAAUGCUUUCAGUAGGUUUUUAACAAUAGUAGACUGGGUCAGAAUGAAUCCCAAAUAAACUGCCUUAGCAAGAACCCCCAAUUAAACUGUUAAAAGAAGUGCCGAACCUGUCUUCAUUGCCUUCCUAUACUAAAUGUUUAAGUGUCUUUUGCUUGGUUGUAAAUCUUGAGAAGCUCUUAUUCUGUAACAGCCCAUUGACUCUUGUGGAACUAGAGUAAGUGGACUGGAUUUCAUCGGCUUCAUUUAUUCUUACUCUUUGUAUUUUACUCCCCGCACCCUUCAAGCUGCUUAAACUGCAGUUUGCGGAGUGCUUUCAGGUGUUCUCUACAAUGGAAAUGAGGUGUAUUCUGGGAUACAUUCUGACUCAAGGUGGCCCUGAAUAGCAGUGUGUCUUCUAACAAAUGUCUUGAUGACGACUUCUAUAAUACAGAUCAAUUAUUUGCCCACCUCUCUCUUCAGAUAUUCAGUGCAGCUACACUGGAGCAUAGGAGGGGCUGAGUUUUUAUAUCUAAACUCUCCAGGUAGCCUCUCACAUGCUGGUUAUGAUAUAGCGGUCUUCAAAGAACAGCCAGACAAAGAAAUUGCCUGGCUGAUCCCUACAAAACAGGUUGAGAAUUGCUGAGCACAUAGUAACUGCCUGGCUUAUUCCUAGACUUAUCACUGUACAUGAAGCAGGGAGCUAGCUACACAAGGUUUGUGCCCCAGUGCUGGCCCAAUGGACUCUAUUGACCCCAUGACCAGUGAGCAAGGAACAGAGGCAGCAACAAUGUUGUAUAUUUGUAUGUACAAAAAGAGCUCCCCAGAUCCCCUAGAACUGAGGCUGAAUUUUCCUGGGCCCCUUCCUGGUAGGGACAGGGAAGGACUCUUGUCUGAAACCCUAGACAGCCACUGCAAAUCAUUGCACACGAGAGUGGCCCUCUAGAUGUUAUUGGCUUUGAAUUUCCACCAGCUUCAGCUAGCUUGGCUGAAGGGUUAAGGGAGUUUUAGUCCAGCAACAUCUGAAGAACCAAAGGUUUAGCCAGCACUGAUGUAACCAGUCCUGUGUUCUGACAAUAGAAGGUAGCUUCCUCUGUUUGCUCAAGUUGAAUCAAAAGCACCUCCUUCAAUCUGUUCAAGUUAUUACUGAUAUAGGAGAGUGCAGUUUCCAUUGGCCUCAUUCACAUGCUGUGGCAGACAUACAACUCAAAUGGCAGCGACCCGGCUCCUUCUUCUGCCAAAUUGCAAAGAGACGAAUCUCAAAGCAGUGAGCCAGGAACAAAUCAUUGUAUAAUUCAUGUUGGGGAGUAAGAUGGUUGGUUGGUUUGUUUGUUUUGCAUGCCCCUAGAAUCCAGCUUUUCUUUGUAUGCUUAACCAUCUCCGGGCUGGAAAAAUAGGUUAUAUUCUAGGUUGUUGGAAAGAGCAGUUUAUUUUGUGAGCAGAAUCAUAGGAAGUUAUAAUUUGCUUUCUAAAAAAUAUAUUGUCACUUCUGCUUUUGUGCUUUUCCUAAAAAAAAUUGAACCUGACAUGAUUCAAAAGUCUUGUUUAUUUUUCGAUAUGGGCUACACCCUUAUGUCUCAAGACAGUUUUGCAAUACUAAGACUACAAUAGGGUCUGUCGCAAUUCUUUUCUUACAUAAUAUCCAGCAAUUUAUCUUCAGUGCAGCCAGACCCUAUGAGCCUCUGCUGAAGAGACAAUGCAUCUUUGACAGGGUAGUUUACCUUAAAAGCUACAACAUGCCAUAACACAGGAGUGGGAUUCUUAAGAUGCCUCUUUUAACCUUAGGAGAACUGCCACAGCACAGUAAAAAGUUCUGACAGUUCCAGUGGGAGGCCCUACACACCAGAAGAGCCUGGGAAGCAUUUUCUGACCAUUGAAGUGGACUCUAGACAUAAUGUAUUUGUUACUCUUUCAGGUGCUGGAGAACUUAUUUUUGCUGUGACAAUUUCUGCUACCUCUCUGGAAACUUCAGCCCAGUUAUGCUGGGGGAUGCUCAAGAGUUGGGGUGGGGAAGUUCCCUUGUGGAAAAUCUUGGGUGGGGAAGCGUUGUCUAUUUGUUUUUGGCCUUUAGCUCUCACCAAGCAAAAUGCGCACAACUGCCCCCUUUGUUUACAUGUUUAAAUUCAUCAUAUAUUUAAUAACAACUUGCAUGUGGUCCAUAAUAUUGUAUUUAGAUAGGAUCCAAAUCCCACUUUAGGCACAGCGCCCUUUCCAGAUGACCUGCUUAUUUGGGUUUCACGCUGACUUGCUUGCAGAAAACUUACCAAGAGGUUAGAUUGUACCUGGUCUUUAUUGAGCAUUGAUUCUGGUUUUUUGUGGAGCAGUUAUACUGCAUCCACCCCGAUUUGCUUGGUGUUUAUUCGCCUUCCCACUAACCAUUUGUUCAGCCCACAUGGAGAGGCCAUGGGUCAUCACUUGGGACAAGCACUGGCUCAUUCUUCUCCCUGAGCUUGGCAGCGGUGGGGAAAGCAGCAAAAUUCCAGGAUCAAAUCAGAAACCUGGAAGGCUUUCAUAAUUCUGGGACUGUCCCUGGAAAGUCGGGACACUUGGAGGAUAUGCUGAGGCCCCACACUUGUGAUCUACUGUAUUGUAAUUUGCUCCUGCUUUGGGUAUCUAAUCUCAAACUCUCAAAAUGUAAUUUAUAUGCUGCUGAUGGAUGCUUUCUGCUCAUCCUUUUAGGAUCCUGAAAUGAGCCAUUUUGUCUUGGUGGCUGGGGAGCCCAUUAAGGAACCAGUAGUGCAACAUGGUAAAUAUCUGUUUAACAAGUCGUCUUCUUUUUAAACAAAUGGGGCAUGCAGAACGUAUUUUCAUCUUCAACCUCAGGUUUUAUUCUGGAAUAUCUCCCCCUGCCCUUCUGUUGAAAAAUCCACAUCAGUGACUUGCUGCUUUGGUCUUCCACUGGUAUUUAUAGGGCUAUGCCCUGUUUGUAAAUCACUGUAUUUUGAGAGGCCUUGCUUGGAAUCUUUUGUUACAGUUGUGUUUCGCUCUUGGAAAAACAGGCUGGGGUUUGAGCAGUCAGAUUAUUUCCCCGGUCGAAGGAUGUAUCGUGUUACAGUGUGCAUUAAGAGAUUUGUAAAUAAAUUUUUGAAAAGAAGUGUAUAAACGUUGGAAAGCAAAGUAAGUAAAUAAAUGUUACCGGCCUCCUUGCAAAGGGACUCAAAGCUGCCAGGCCUUGCUGUUGUUGCUAGUUAUAUCUUACCAUCAUCGCACAAAGCUACUGGCAAGCAAAAUGUGAGAAGGGGAGGAUGGGUUUGGUGGAGAAGAACUGAGACUGUUACUCCCAUGGAAUUUCAGUAACUUGCUUACCAUAGAGCCAUCUGCAUUGAUGCAGUGCUGUACAAGGCACAUAAAUGCAUGGGUGGGGAUGGCUAUGAACGACAAUGUGAAUAAUGUUGUGUAUACGUUAGUCGGGUUGAGUCCAUGCAUUCCUGCAAGUAAAUACAUGACGUAUGAGUGCAUGUGAUCUUGAUGCACAGACAUGUAAAGUGAUUGAGAACUUGCAUGUGCUGUGGCCUGAGGGGGGACCCUCUGCUUCACCUGAAUCUGCAGGCCUUUGUCUGCGAGUGUCUGUGGAAACAGUUCUAGAGAAGACUUGAAGGUUGGAAGCAAUGUGUCCCUCCCUCUGCCUUGCUCUGCCCUCUCCACCAGAUGCAAACCAUGGCAAACUCCUCCAUCAUUUACAGCAUGGCAGCUAACAGUCUGUGGUACAAGGGCCACAGUCACCCAUGGCCAGUCCAUCAGGGGCUGCGUACAAGCAGUGGGUGUGCUCACCCCACAGCCCUCCUCCUUAUCAACCAACCAGUCUGAUGACUUGCAUCCCAUCAGGGCGCUGUGCUCCACCCACAUGUCUACCUCAUUUCAUUUGCAGUGACCAAAAUAAGUGGGGUCAGGGGGCAGAAAAAAUUGCUUUGUUGGGGGCCUGAUGAGGCACCCAAAGUAUUGAUUAGCUGCCCCUUAUUUAUAGGGUCAGAUCUUCCCCUUCCACAGCCAGCAUGUGUGGAAUCCCCAAGAUUUCCCUUUAAUGUGAAGAAGGGAAAAGAAUAACAUUUCGUCAAAUGCUAUUGAGCAAUCCUUGCUCAAUUGCUCACUCAGCAAUCCUUUGCUCACUCAGGAUUGCUCGCUCAGCAAUCCUUUGAUUUGGUGCAACCUCUAUGCCAGCCUUCAACACAGCUGAGCCCUUGGGAAUGAAUCUGGGGACCAAAAAGGAGGAGGAGAAAGGAAAAUGAAUGAGAUGCAAAUUGAAUUCGUCUACAGAAAGCCUAAAGCCCGGAAUAUUUAAAUACUAUCCUGAAUUUUGCAAUCUAUAUCUUAGGUCCAUUUGUGAUGAAUACACAGGAAGAAAUUCAGCAAGCCUUUAAUGACUUCAGAAAUGCAAGAAAUGGAUUUGAGAGAGCCACCACUUGGAAAUCAAAGAUUGGAAACAAAUGACAUGGAGUAGCAGAACUCAGGCUGACUGGCUUUUUAAAAAUACAUUUGCAGCUGUACACCUUGAUCUUUACUGCAUUUACUGAUUCCAUUUGCUUCGUUAGUACUGAUCAUGUGGGUUUGCCAGAUUGAGCCCAAAUAAUAUUUCUAGUAUGCCUAGAGCCAAAGUUAGCUAUUAGAGUGUCGUAGACGGGUACAGCUGCAUUUUUAUUACUCUGAGAUAUACAUGAUAUAUAAACGUUCUGUUUAUCUGUAAUAAAAAAUGUUUUCAUCU